AUGGGUACAGGAGGCAUUGAGCCAGAGGCCCCCCCGUGCAAUGGGUUGCCUGGAAGCACCGCCUUCAUGGGAACAGAAAGGCAACAAGUGUAUGGGGUUGUCAUAGCAGCAGUGUUCCGAAGCUGUGCCACUGGGGGGGGGGGUGCUCCCUCCAUCCCCAGGGAGCAGAGAAUGGAAGUAAAGGGCUUUACAGGUGCCCCCUUCGGCACUCAGACAGUCAGAUUUGAUGUGUCAGCCGUUUAUCCAAAGUGUAAGAAACCUGGUACAUACACACAGGCGCCCUACUGCAAAAAGGUCUCUUCAGAGUUGGGAAGAAAGAUAGGCCCAGGCACCUACAAUAUUGACCAUGGAAGCUUUAGCUCCUCUGUGCUGCAUGUGAAGGCUUCAAAUUCUGGCUGGGCCAAAGCAGAGGAACCGGCACGACUUACCCAGAUGCCCCAUUUUAAUUUUAAGGAGACAUUGAAGAAACGCAAGUAUCUGAAAGAAAAACUGGGCCCAGGAACUUACAACAUCAAAGAUUUUCUGCAAGAAACCCGACCUUCAAGUAUCAAAGGUGUUUGUGACACUGGAGAAGAGAGGUUUAGAGACUGCAUUAGGGAUUGCCAUCCUGGCCCUGGGACUUACGGCAAGAAUGGAAACCCUUAUGCCCUGAUUGCGGAGAAGGAGAGACGCUCGGCAAACUCUCAAGGGAUAAUGGACAGCAAAGCCGAAAAAUCUGUCUUACCUACUGCUGCGGGGAGUGGUUUGGGGCCAGCCACCUACAAUCUUAAAAACAGUACAGACGAGAUGUUGAAACGUGUGGUCAGUAUUCGCGGCCCAUAUGACACCUUCACAGGAGACAGGUCAAAGCCUAUUAUCUGCGGCCAUUACGCUGUGGAAAGGAAAUGCAUCAAGCUCGGCCCCAGCAAUGUCAAGAGCUUUGUGGAAGAGCUGGACACCAAGGAGAGAAAGAAAAAUGGUGUUUUCAGCACCCUCGCUCGGAACCCCGGCUGCUCCACGGAGCGGAUCUUCUGGGCCACACUCAGCCAGUGUCCACGCACCACGUAUGCUGUAGGGCCAGGCUCAUAUGAUCCAAAACCCGUGGAGCGAUCAGAAUACUUCAAUCAACCUCCAUUUUGGUCAUCUGCAAAAAGGGUUGACAGGAAAGCAUACCGCCUCUUUAUUGGAAACACGAACCCAGUUGGUGUUGGUCGCUAUGACAUCACAAAACAAGAAAAGUGCAAGUGGAAUACUAGAUACCGGUCACUUUACCAGUGUGAAACACACCGUUAUCUGAGUAACCUGGAACAGGAUGCAUACUUACUACAGCGGAUCAACCCUGUUAAUAGAGGGCAUUGGAACAAUUUGGUUUCUGCUGCAAGUGAUCCAGAUACCUCUGCACAAGCUAUUGCUGCUACUUCAAACUAAGUGCAUGCUGUAAAGCAGCAGGCAGGUGGAAACACUGUUAAAUAAAGACUGAUUAUAAGAAGGACAAUACUUACAACGUACAAUACAGCUGCACACAAGUCAAGAUAGUCUAAAACGACCUACAGUUUUGCUCUGCAAUAACACACUUAAA
Messenger RNA from Dermochelys coriacea (leatherback sea turtle), 1558 nucleotides. It is a transcript of the gene CIMAP2, whose product is annotated as lymphocyte expansion molecule. The transcript has 10 exons. The coding region runs from base 1 to 1407 and encodes 468 amino acids. Lineage: Eukaryota; Metazoa; Chordata; Testudines; Dermochelyidae. The record is from RefSeq and is a predicted model, not a curated record.